UCUAGGGCAAAAAAUAUGUCGCUCUUCCUUGUUUUGAUUCCGUCCCCGCCCCCCACCUCCCGAUUUAUCCCCUUCCCCUUUCUUGCCAAGAACAUCAAGGAUUUUAAGGUAGCCGGAUCCUCUGCAAUUUACUUUCGAAUAGGUGUGUAGGAUCGCCCCUGGCUACCAUCCUAUAUCCAAACUCAUUGCAGAGGUGGAAAUCUGUGGAAAUGUUUGAUAAUCUGAGAUUAAUCGGGGGGGGGGAGAGCAGCCUCUUCCAAAUAAAUCUUGGUAAUUGCCAGUGCGGGUCUCCCCCCACCCCGCUUCUACGGACAAAAACUCCCUUAGAGAAAUAGAAAUCAACAAUUUCCAAGUUUCCCCAGAGAGAAGAACCUUGCCUAUGCAUUUGGCAAGUAUGAUUGAAGCCCUCUUCUUUUUCUUUGUCCCCCACACCCCCCGGGUUAGUUAUCGUUCCCAUCUUUGCUUCUUUUUUGUUUGCUUUCAUUUAUGUUGUUUUCUUGUUUGGAUGUGUUUUUAAGAUUUUGUAAACCGCCCAAAAUUGCUGGGAAUCGGAUAACAUAACAUAAUACUAAAUAAAUAGGAAGGGAAGAGGUCAACUUCUGUAUUGAGUUCCAAUUCUGACCGAGUUUUUCCUCAUGAAUAAGUACGGUCAUGAAUAAGUGCAGUCAAGAGCCUGGCUUUUUCCUUUGGUGUCCUUUCUGACUGAUAAGUUGAUAAUUAUGGGAGGAGAAAAAAGAUUGGGAACGUGGCUUUUCCCCUCUUUCGAGUGCGAGGAACGUGGACCUGCCGACUCCCCUUUACACAUUUACAACAGCAAUAAACUUUUGAACUAUUAACUCCCGAGAUUCUUUGAGGCCGCACCGUCCUGGUCGCUGAGGCUUAAUGGGAGUUGAAGUCAUGGAGCCCUACAAGCUUUUAGCCUCGCCAAGGAAGCAUGGGUUUAACCGUUUUCGUUUUAACUAGCAAAGGAAAGAAAGCGCGGCAUCUUUGGGCUGCUGUUGAAACAAACAAGUAAAUAAAGAAAGUGAAGCUCAAGCAUGCCGAGGUUUUUUUUAUUUUUUAUUUUUAAAUUAGUCCCCUCCCCCUUUUCCCCUUCUAACCCGGAAAGUGACUCCUCCCCCUGCCUGCCACUUGGAUUGUGCAUCCGGUUUGGAAAGGACGGGGAAGCAACUCGAAGCAGCGGCAGCCGCAGCGGCGGCAGCAGCAGCCUUCUCAUCAACUGUCUUUCGGUUGUGCCGCCGUCCAUGUGUGACCCCCGAGAGCGACGGAGCCGAGCCGCCGGCGCCAAUGGCCGUCGCCGCUGGCACCAACGGUCCAAACCGGGCUUGAUACCCCUGGCAGAUUUUUUCCCAAAGGAUAAUUCAGUCUUAUCUGGCAUCAACAGGCUGCAUCAGACAAUGCCAGAGGAAAUAUCUCCAGAUUCUAAGUGCCCAAUCUGCCUGGACAUGUUUGAAAAUGUGGCCUACUUGGAUCGUUGCUGGCACAGAUUUUGCUUCCGGUGUGUGUUGGAGUGGUCCAAAAACAAAGCAGAAUGCCCACUCUGUAAACAGCCCUUUCAUUCCAUCGUGCAUAGCAUGAGAUCUGCAGAUGAUUACAAGGUGCAUUCUGUGAGGCCUUCAGAAAUGGAAUCUUUUGCUAAUCCUAAUGGGAGGCGAUUCCGUUACCGAACUACGUUAACAGGAGAACAUCCUGCAAAUGUUAAUUCCCAGAGGUCUUCCUCUUCUCGAAGGACAAUGUCUUCCCCAAAUUGUGGGAUCUUGUUUGAAGGGUUAUCAACUCAGACAACAAGGCAGAGAGAUGCAGAAAUGCAUCAGAUGAUCAGACGGCUUGCAUCAAGGCGACAAGCUAGUUUGGAAGGUAGAUUUAUGCGGCACAUUCAAGAGCAAGAGAUGAUUAGCUUUCGAAAAGCUCUGUAUCGUUCUGGCACACGUGUGAGAAGCAUUGAAGAUGGAGGGCGUUAUAGGGACAUAUCGGCUGAAUUUUUCCGCAGGAAUCCUGCCUGCCUUCAUAGGCUGGUACCAUGGCUAAAACGUGAACUUACGGUCCUGUUUGGAAUUCAUGGAUCGCUCAUUAAUAUAGUUCAGCGUGUAAUAAUGAGCAAUUUGAAUAAGUUUGACCUGGAAAGCCAGGCAUUUGCCAAUGAACUACAGCCUUUCUUACUGCAAAGCACAGAGCAUUUCUUACACGAAUUUAUAAAUUUUGCCAGAUGUCCAUUUAAUAUCGAAGCGUAUGAUGAACACGCGAACUACGAUUGUCCGGCUCCAUCAAGAGAAGAAGGAAGUGCAUCGGAAUCUUCAGUUAUUACAAUAUCACCCGAUGAGACAGAAACACAGGCACCCGAUUGCAAUGUUUUCAGAACUGAUAUAGGCCAGGCACCCUGGGAUGACGAAACACCCGGUCCCUCCUAUUCUAACACAGAACAAGUGCAUAUUUCUUCAUCAACUGCGUUAAACACUUCAGAGAGCUCUGAUGAAGAGCCUGCUGGAAAUAGAACAGGAUUGCAGAUGUCACAAGAAAAUAUAGAGGUGAACGGUGACAGUUGUGAUUCAUCGGACAACUGUGUAAUUGUGGACUAUGUCAAACCAUUAGCUGAGAGAACCCCCGAGCUUGUUCAGCUGUCCUCAGACUCUGAAGUUUCAGCUGAUGAUGGGAAAAAGGAAGAUACAGAUAAAGUGCAGCCUAUCCAAUUCUGCAACUUUAACCUGACAGAUGUUAGUAGAUCUGCUUCGCCCUCGUCUACUGGAUCCAGAGAUGGUAUUGCUAAUAAGAUUAAUGAAUAUCUCUCCAAUGAAAAAAGAAAAUCGAAGAGCGAAAAAGAUGAGAUUAAAUUCAGAGGAGCCUCUUCUUUGCAAAGCUUUUCUUCAAAGGAAGCCUGUUAUGGAUACAAUUCAUCAAAAAGAAGGAAACCUGAAUCGCAUGUGCAGCAUUCUGACAGAGAGCAUCACAGUUCGAAAAGGAAGAGGAAGCAUCGCAGUAGGGAAAAACGAAAAAAGAAAAAAGACGGCAGUAGACAUAAGCACAAAAAGAAUAAAAGGAGAUCAACCCGAGAAAAGAGUACGUCCCGAUCUCUUUCUCCAAGUAGUGAAAGCACUGAACUGAGGGAUUUAAGUUGGUCACGAUUUCAAAACAGAGACUAUAGUGGAACUUCCAGGAUUAAAGACAUGGAUUAUUAUUUGAGAGACGAUUAUUCAAAAAGCAAAAAAUAUGCUUUAUACAAUCCAAAUGCAGUCAGAAGUUAUGAAAGACAUAGAUCGAGAAACCGGUCAAGAAGUCGAUUUAGCAGCCGAUCAAGAAGUCGAUCUAGCAGCAGAUCAAGAAGCCGAUCUAGCAGCAGAUCAAGAACUUCCAGGCAUCAUGAUAGAGGACGUUCUGAAAAGCCGGGUGGGAAAAGGAAAUAUAAAACACGUCACUUGGAAAGCAGCCAGAGAGGUAGCGAGGAAACCUCUUCUGUAAGAGAAAGCAAUGCUCUAAAGAAAUCCUUACCGAAGGAUCAAACCAUUUGUUCAAAAGCCACCAGUGUUGUAGACAGACAGCCUAGAACAGAGACUCAGCACAAAAAGAAGAAGAAGCGGUCAAGAAGCCCUAGUGUGGAAAUCAUUUAUGAAGGUGUGUGUACAUCAAAAUAUGACAAAAAGAAACCAAAAAGAAUUAAGUCUAACAAUCUUACCAAUUCAUCUGCAUUAUCUUCUGUUGUGAUUACUAUUGACAGUGAUAGUGAUAGAGAGAAUGUUAUUACAGAAUCUAAAAUUUUCAACCAGUUGCCAACUAAGAGAUCAUCUUUGUUUUUACGUCUGGCACAAAUGAUAAAUGGCAAUUCACAUUGCCAGCUACAUUCACCAGAGCAAGAUGUGUAAUUUUUUAAAACUUUUUUUUAAAAAAUAGAUUUUUUCCUCUUAGAUAGGUUAAGCCUUAGGUGUAGAGGUAGACAUAGAUUUUUUUUUCAUUUUUAAUGUUUUUAAUAACUUGUUUGCUAUUGUUUUUAACUUAAAGAGAAAAUAAUUUGUUUUAUGAAAUAAAUUUUAUUAAAUAAAUAAAUAGAUAAAAUAAAAUGUGA
Messenger RNA from Pantherophis guttatus, 4054 nucleotides. It is a transcript of the gene TOPORS, whose product is annotated as TOP1 binding arginine/serine rich protein, E3 ubiquitin ligase. Lineage: Eukaryota; Metazoa; Chordata; Lepidosauria; Squamata; Colubridae. Gene Ontology annotation, molecular function: ubiquitin protein ligase activity. The record is from RefSeq and is a predicted model, not a curated record. Gene Ontology annotation, biological process: protein monoubiquitination; protein polyubiquitination.